AUGACGGGAGUCGUUGUUGACUCUGGUGAUGGUGUCACGCACAUUUGCCCUGUCUACUCCGGCCACACCAUGACCCACUUAACGAAACGUUUGGACGUCGCUGGUCGCGAUAUUACUCGCUAUCUCAUCAAGGUACCGUCAUUUCAGUCUCGAGGCUUGUUUUACUGGACUCUUUUGUUUUACAUUUACUGGCUUUUUACUCCCUCCGUAACCGUGAAGGCGUUUCUAAGAGGCCUGUCUCACCUCGCCGUAGUUAGUAUCCUAUCCUCGCUGAGUAUAUGUUUGAAAAUGCGUAUAAGUAUAUCGUUUAUAGUUUAUAGUUUUAGUUUAAGUAGUUAACUACUGACUGUAUACGUCUCAGUUUUUGACAUUCCAACUUGAUGCCUGAAUAAGAUAACCUUAUCCUUAUGGAUUAAUGGUAUUAGCGCACUCUACAUGCUCCCACCGCAAAAACAAAAGCAGCAACAGUGAAGACGAAUUAUGACUCUAAUGCUAAAGUGAUGGCAAAUAAGGGUCGAUUGAAAUAUAAAGGAUUGUAUUUUGCCUUUUUACAAAGUGUAACUAUCUACGUAUGACCCGGGCUCAUAAAACGCUGCGACUUACCAUGCGCAGCACAUAAUUAUAAAAAAAAUGAGCGCGGGGUGAUCGGAUGCAAGGUGUUAACUCGUCACCAAUGUGCGUUACUUACAAAAGCAUUCUUCAAAACGGUUGGUUUCCGAAGGAGAUCGCGCAUGGCAGGUGAACCAUGUGUGCAACUGCGAGGCGACCAGCUCAUGCGAAUAAGCGAGUUCCAGGUAGUACCUGGGGAGAAAUAUACUCGGUCGUUUAAAGUAGAGCCCUAUUGGUUUGGUUAUGCGGGUUCAUGUCCGAAUGCCAAUUUCCAACGCUGUUGAUGAAGGUUCGGCACCUAAUGAUUUCACUAUGACUGGCCAAAUAAUUAUUACGCUAAUCGCGUACACCCGGAAUUACUUCUUGUCAGUCGGGGGUUGAGACGCCAGGCUAACGAAGCUUUUGUCCCAGUGAUCAGGCGGGCCUCUCAGAGUGUGAGAUUAUCAACACACUUCUUUCCCUGAGUUGUUUGAACCAAAUUUUUUGGGGAGGGCUAUUGUCAACUAGUUUUGAGUACAGCGGCCUCGAGUGUUGCCAUUUCAGUCUUAACUGUGCGAAGUGGGAGUUUUGCCUCAAAUGACCUGUAUUGCAUUUCUUCGUUAAGUCUGCCGAACAUCCAGGUGAAAUUGCAUCCCCUGUAGGGCUUUGCUUCUGAUCUCGGUAGGGCUGAAUACAUUUUAUUUUAUCAAUUUGCUGGAAAGGCAUAAAUUGGACUACUCAUUAGAUAGUAUGUGUUUUGCCCAAAGCCAAAAGAAGUGCACUUCAUAUCGUUUGAUGCUCAGUCUUCCCUAGAUUGUUUUUAACCAUUAUUCUCCACAUAAAUUUACGAGUUUUUUAUCGCUUGUUUACGUUUCCAGAUGAUGAUAGUAGUGGUCGUGGUGGCGACGGCGGUGGUGGUGUUGAUGACGAUGAUAAUAAUAAUACCAAUUACUUUUCCUCUCUUUUAGCUGUUGCUUCUUCGCGGCUAUGCCUUUAACCAGACGGCUGACUUUGAAACAAUCAGGCAAAUGAAAGAAAAGCUCUGCUACGUAGCAUACGACUUGCAACAGGAGCAGAGUCUUGCACUCGACACCACCGUGCUGGUUAAGAAGUAUACGGUAACUCACAGUCACUUUCGUGUCCUUCAUUGCCCCCCCCCCAUAGUGCAACUCUCGUCUCGGUUCUCAUACGUGUCAUUAGACAACUUCAUAGUCCGAAAGUGCCACCGAGAAGCACAAUUGACAGACGAGUGGUCCUUCCUAGCCAUCCUCAGCCACUCAUGCCCAACCCCGGGCCAGAAAUUCGAACUCGAGAUCUCUUGUCAGGUGCCCUUAGGUCAACAUUUCCCUCAUCCAAACACUAGCUCACGUUCUCUCAACCGUUACUGCAAAUAAUCCCAGUCAUGUAAGACGGAGGUUCUCCGAUCCGUCCCAGUUACGGGGCGGUAGGCAGUUGACUCCGCUUUGCCUUGGACCUCCGGUCACGCCGAUACGAAUUCAACGACACGGUCUCACCAAAAAUGCUAGGUUAGCAUAACUACCGUGGUUCUCAUUGUGUUAGCCAGCAGUACAUCUCAAUUAUUGCUCGCCUGUGCCAAUGCGACCGCUAUCAAGGAGUCUACUAGAGCUCCGUGGUAAGACUGAACGUCUGUACAGUCCAAUCAGAUCGGUAAGGACGACUGCCAAUGGAUUUCACGUAUCUAUCGAGCCUAUUCAAUUAAGGCCUAUCAUCAGGUCACCGUAUUUUUUAGUCAUGCUGGAAUGCAACUUUUUCUUUUCGAAUUACUACCAAUUUAUAGACAUUUUUUGCCAAGGUCCCCAGUAAGACACAUAAGAAUGACUAACUCAGUUUACUAGGAUGUAUGCCAUUAUUUUCUGUACAUGCAAAAUCUCUCAUUCUGAAUCGUUGCUUCUUUGGUGUUAUUUGGGAGUAUCUCCCUCUUCUUAUCUCUGCCAUUCUUACGUUCACGCCUCUCGUUUUUUGCCUCCAACUCCCAUUCUCUCACAUGUUAUGUUUUCAGCUCCCGGACGGCAGAGUGAUUAAGGUUGGCGGGGAACAGUUUGGAGCGCCGGAGGCGCUUUUCCAACCGAACCUCAUUGACAAUGAAAGUCCAGGCAUCUCCGAAAUGCUCUUCAGCACAAUCCAGUCUGCGCCGAUAGAUACGAGGGCGGAGUUCUACAAGUACAUUGUCCUGAGUGGGGGCAGCACAAUGUACCCCGGCCUGCCUAGUCGCCUAGAGAAGGAGGUCAAACAGUUGUACACGCAGAAUGUUCUGAAGGGAGAUCCGAAGGGUCUAGCGGUAAUUUCUCCUGUGCUGAUUCUUCAGAGGUCAUGCUGUUCCUUCCGUCUCGUUUGUGUAUAGCAGGCACUUUCUGAAUUAUUUUUUAAAUUUUCUGCCGCAAGUCAACGAGAAUAAUCACUAAUCUCACUCGGAAGUCUGACGAAUCCAACGUUGGCCUUGCUGUUUUAUGGCUGUGCCGCACCGAGUUUAAAAUUGCCGCUUUUGAGUUCGAAUGUAUAUGCACAUAUGGGGGUAGCGACAAGGAUAAGGGGGUCAAGGAUGGCUGUUCCUGGCUCGUUGACCAUCCUCGGUCAGCCACCCGAGUUCUUUCGCAAGGUUGUCAGCUUUAUUCUGCAAUUUUUUGACGCCCUUCCCCCAGGCCGUCGUCAGACAGAGCAAACGAGGAAGUCGGUAGAUGUUUUAAACAUACCUACAAACCUAUACUUGUCUGGCGUUUGCACCAGUGGGCAAUCGCCGUAUAUCAUCGUCUCGUUUGGAUUGACUGCCGUCUUCCGUUUCUACUUGGAAUGUUUGUACGCGGCAUCCAAUCGAUGCAUGACUCAUCCGAGUGGGUAGCGUCGAGGGACUCUCGGCCAUUUUUAAAUGAGUAGACGCCAGCUAUGUGCAUUUUCUUUCAAGCGAAGGUUUGCCCAGUAUCCAGGCUGUGCGUGACUACUUGAGACAGGCGGUCUUGCCCCUUUACUGCCAAUUGAUGUUCAUGAACACGUGCAGAGGCACAUAUCUUCGCUUGAGCACAGUAGACUGCAUUGUAGGAACUGCGCGGAAGUUUGUGGACAACUUCUUUCUUGUCCAGAUAGCCUAGUCCAUCCUAAGGGUGAACAAGCUGGUUAUGUAACGCAGUCUUUGUUUGGGGCGUUACUCUUAUUUUGGACUUCCUCCGGUGUCUUUAAACGCAUUAAGACGCGUUAUUGAUGUGAGGAAGCAUCCACCGCCUACAGCCUCACUAGUCUACUACCUCCUUCCUCUCCAACACAGCGAGCCGUAAUUCUACUCCAUUCCUCUCUUCGAAAUCUACCGUACCUCUACCCACUCGUCUCAUCUGUAUUACUUUGGUGGUCUCGUCUCUAUUAUUUCACCUGACGACGGAUUGGUCUUACCAGAUUGAAAAUCCACCAGUGCAGUAGAUAUGCUAUCUCAUGAACUAUUCGCCGGAAUUAUGAAGUGUGCUUUCAAUUCGAAAAGAUUUCUUAAGUAGCUUCGUCGUAUUAGUUAUCGCGUAUCAUAAUCCCAAAAUAUGUCAGUCGUGUCAGGAUGUGCUGCCGGCUUCCGAACAAGCUCCUUAUUGGCUGCCUUAAUAAAGGACAGUCCUCAAGAAGUGACUACCUAAGCAAUAUGAAGCUUCCCCCUGGAUUUUCGAUGCCCUUAUGAAUUUGAGUAUAUUUUAUAGGAAGCAUGCACAAAAUAUUCUCUCUUGUUCAUUAGGUAGCGAGUUACGCCUUCUUCCAAUUUUAUACUCGAAGGUGGAGUAUAAUUCGGUUUUGAAAACUUUUUCAAGUCCGAAUAAUUUUGAACUCGACCUUCUGUUGCACCUGCAUUCAGGGUUUUCUAACUACAAGCUGUAUACCUUUCGUGCAGGAAGAUCAUAUCUCUCUACGUUCUGUUAUAAAGAGGACAUAUAAGGCUUAUAGAAUUUUGUAAUGGUUGUAAUUUGUAAAUUCUGUAUGACUAGAUAUUUCACGGUCUUAAAAAAUCUCGGAAACUUCAAAACUGAAGGAUACUUCUUCGCCAAGUACAAACUUUGAAGAAGACUGAGUUUGCUACAGAAUGACUGCAAGGAAGAAUAUCUCUGGGCACGUUUUCUACAAAAUUCAUUUGAAUUUACAACGGCGUUGAAAAUCUGUGGCGAAAUUUCAUGCUACAUAAGUGGUCGCUUUUUGCCGACUGUGGUUUAUGCAGGCGGUCAAUAAGAAGCUCGUUCGAAAGUCGGCUUCCUGACGUGACUGACAUAUUUUUUGGAUCAUGCUGUAAGGCGAUUAGUAUUACAACCCUUUUCAAGUAUUUUUUUCAAAUUAAAAACACAUUUCGGAAUUCGGUUAAUAUUUCAUGAGUUAGCACGUCUACUGUACAAUUUGAUUUUUUCGAAUCACCUCGUUUUCUUUGUAUUGCCUAAAAAUGCAUACUACUUCAGUCCUACAACAUAAAUAUGUCUUUGUCAAUUAAUGCCUAACUUUUACCCACUAAAACGACAUAUAUCACGGUCUUAGUAAAUCUGCAUAUUUGCGUAUUUGCGCCUAUUAUUGUCUAUAAGUCACAUUUUAAAAUACUGACGUCACGUAUUUUAUGUACCUGUGUUUUGCUUUAGAGCUAUCUUCUGAAAUAUGCAUUUAAAUUUCCAAAACCUCAGCUGUAGAGGUAAUUUUGUCGCUAUACUGGCACUCAGUUCGAAUGUACCUACCCCCAUACGCCGUGCGGAUACCUAGGCACUGUCUUAGCCUCCUGUAUCCGAGACAUACCCCACCCUGAAUUUUAGUGGUUGCGUUGCAUCCACCUGGAGACGACAGUUUGAAAUCCGACGUGUUAGUGUUGUCAAGUACACGGGUUACCUGUCGGCUUCACUCAGUUCAGUAUUCUCACGGACCAGGAAUCAACAACAGGUGUUUAUUAUCCGUGUGCGUGCUAACCACUACGUUGUCGGCCGCUACAUUGGUGGCAGCGGUGGGGUGGAGGGGAUUACACACCGCCCCCCCCCCCUUCGCCACCAACCCACCCAAACAGUACUGAGGAUAGUGCUGCACCUAAGGGGAGGCAAUGUAACGCACAUUUGGUUGAACAGGUUGUUUAAAUGAGGUGAAAGACACUUGGGAGCGAACCCAGGAUGGAGACGGUGUGAUGGAGUGUCAGUUGCUGACCCUCAUCUCCGCAGUUAUCGUCGUCGUAGAUCUUGUGUUCUCCCUCAAAGUCAACAUGCCCACGUCCGUCCUCUGCACUUCCCAUCGGUGAUCUAACAGACACGACAGAACGCUCCCCAUUCUAGACGGGGUCAUAGUAUAUGUAACACCCCCUUUCACUUUACAUUGUACCCUUAUUACCCACUUACACAGCUACUGUCUUGGAACGGGUUUCCUAUGUUUACGCCACUUCUAAUGACCUCAGCAUGUGUGUUCGGCCUGAUGCUCACCAACCCUGUCCAGUAUUCUCACCGACCAGGAAUCGACAGCAGGUGCCUACUACCCGGGUGUAUGUGCCGACCUCUACGUUGUCGGCCGCUAUAGUUGUGCGUUCGGCUGCCUGCCGUAAGGGUAGGGGGUGACUUUUCCGUAUCCAUCUUUAGUUCGACUCACACCUAAACUGGUAUUGCAACCCUGCUUUGACCUAAUUUCAGAAAUUCAAAAUCCGAAUUGAAGACCCGCCACAGCGCAAACACAUGGUUUUCUUGGGUGGAUCAAUCCUCGCGCGCCUGUUGCAGCAGGGAUCAACGGACUGCUGGAUCACUAAAAAACAGUAUGAGGAGGAGGGUGACCGCGUGGUGGCACGCAUGGAUGCACGCUAA
Messenger RNA from Spirometra erinaceieuropaei, 6380 nucleotides. NCBI's taxonomy places the organism in Eukaryota, Metazoa, Platyhelminthes, Cestoda, Diphyllobothriidea, Diphyllobothriidae. The record is from the annotation of a GenBank genome assembly.